AUGACCGCUUCUCCCCCCACCGAGCCACGCUACUACGGCUACCUGGUCGGAGUCGGCGUCACCCACUCGAUCGCCCCGCCGAUGCACAACCACAUCUUCCAUGCCCUGGGCCACAGGGACUGGCAGUUCAAGGCUCAGGAAUGCGCCACCGUGGCAGACGCGAUGGCGCUUUUCCGGGCCCCGACCUUCGCCGGUGCCGGGGUGGUCACCAUGCCCUACAAGCGGACGAUCAUGGCGCACCUGGACGGGCUCGACCCGCCAGCGCUCACCCUGGGGGCGUGCAACAACGUCUACCGCGCCGCGGACGGCUCCCUCCGCGGCACCAACACCGACUGGCGCGGGAUCCUCGGCUGCCUGCGGGGCGCCAGUGCGGCGGGCCGCGGGAAACCCGCCGCCAUCGUGGGGGCGGGCGGCGCCUCCCGCGCGGCUAUCUACGCUCUGCACGCGGAGCUGGGCUGCUCGCUCAUCUACAUCGUCAACCGCGACGAACGGGAAGUGGCGGAGCUCGUGGAGGAGUGCACGCGGGUGUAUGGCGCGGAGAAGCUGACCCUGGUGCAUCUCACGCAGGUGGCGCAGGUGGCUGCGCUGGCGGAAUCGCCGUUCUAUCUCGUCGGGACAGUGCCAGACGCAGAGCCGUGCUCGCCGGAGGAGGUGACUGUGCAUCAGAUUGUGGAGACGCUGCUGCAGUCGUCUGCGAGUCCGGGGGCGGGGCAGGGGCCCGGCGUCUUGCUGGAUAUGUGUUUCAAGCCGCGACGGACGCGGUUCUUGAAGAUGGCGCAACGGUACGGCUGGAGAACGGUGGAGGGAACGGAGGUCAUCGGACAUCAGAUUGGUGAACAAUACCGAUUGUGGUGCGGCGAGGAGAGCAGUCGGAAUCUACCGGUGGAGGAGGCGUGGGCGGUGCUGCGCCAGGCGGCCGAGGAGAGUCCGGCUAUCAAUUUCUGA
Molecule: messenger RNA, 945 nt
Organism: Aspergillus saccharolyticus JOP 1030-1
Lineage: Eukaryota; Fungi; Ascomycota; Eurotiomycetes; Eurotiales; Aspergillaceae
Product: shikimate dehydrogenase family protein
Exons: 1
Coding region: 1-945 (314 amino acids)
Biological process (GO): chorismate biosynthetic process; shikimate metabolic process
Molecular function (GO): shikimate 3-dehydrogenase (NADP+) activity
Source: RefSeq, a predicted model, not a curated record